Molecule: messenger RNA, 921 nt
Organism: Oryzias melastigma (Indian medaka)
Lineage: Eukaryota; Metazoa; Chordata; Actinopteri; Beloniformes; Adrianichthyidae
Product: zinc-binding protein A33-like
Exons: 1
Coding region: 169-921 (250 amino acids)
Molecular function (GO): protein binding
Source: RefSeq, a predicted model, not a curated record
GCACUUGGUGUGGAGAUCUUUACUGCCCUAAAGGAGUCCGUGGAGAAAACCCUGAGUGACCUCGUGAAGGAGAUCAAAGACAAACAGAACGCUACAAAGGAAAAGGCCGAAGACCUCGUCAAAGGACUGGAACUGGAAAUCCCUGAUCUUAAGAAGAAGAGCUCUGUGAUGAAGCCGCUUUUAGAAUCUGAAGAUCGCCUCGACUUUCUUCAAAAGUUCUCGGCUCUGAAAGCGAGUCCACCGACCAAGGACUGGUCGGUGGUACCGUCAUAUGAGGGGGCCGCGCUGAGAGCUGUGACUCAACUGCAGAAGACAAUCAUGGAAAUGAUAGAGAAAUUUUUGACUGAAGCCAAGCUGAAGGAAGCCAAGAAGUUUGCAGUAGACGUGACUCUUGAUCCUCAAACUGCCAAUGCGUUCCUUGUCCUGUCUAGUGAUAGAAAGCAAGUUCACUCUGUGCAAAAAAAAGUGGAUGCCCCAGAUGAUCCAAAGAGAUUUUCCCACAUCUUUGCCAUUUUGGGAGAGCAGAGUUUCUCCAGUGGUAAAUUUUACUUUGAGGUUGAGGUGAAAGGAAAGCUAUUCUGGGGGUUAGGAGUAGCCGAGGAGUUCGCUGAAAGAACGGGAAUGAUCUCAUUCAACCCUGAGAAUGGUUUCAGGACGAUUUGUAUAAGAAAAGGAGAAAAACUCAAAGCUAAUGAAAGCCAACCUGUUGAUGUGGUUUGGUCUGUGCUUGAGAAGGUGGGUGUGUUUGUGGAUUUCGAUGAGGGCUCAGUCGCAUUUUAUGAUGUUGAUACUCCAGCUCCUAUCUACACUUUUACGAACAACAGUUUCGUCAAACUACGCCCAUUCCUUGGUUCAUUUCCAAGCUAUGGUUUAUUAAACCUUAAACCUCUAACCAUCUGCCCUGUCAAUGAAACUGCUUAG